Messenger RNA from Adineta ricciae, 921 nucleotides. The record is from the annotation of a GenBank genome assembly. Lineage: Eukaryota; Metazoa; Rotifera; Eurotatoria; Adinetida; Adinetidae.
AUGAAUGUCCCUUCAAUCGUCAAUCGAAUCUACAUUUUUGUCAGUUGUCUGGAUUCCAUUACGGCAUUCGCAUUUCUUACAUUAGCUCUUGUUUAUCGACAUCAAUGCUUCAAUUUCCCAGCACUCUUAGCAUGUAAUACCGCGCUAACAGUCUUUUUCAGUUCGGCUAAUCACGUAGCAAUAGGUGUGUAUAUGUUCAUUUGGGAUCAAUAUGAGAAUCCUAACAUCGAUACUUUAUGCUCAUUACGUGCGUAUUUUCAUCAUUCUACUAUGGCUUGCAUUCAUUUUUCGUUUAUCCUAUUAGCUCUUGAAAGAUACUGUAAAGUUCGACAACUUAAACUUCUGGCAACUCCAUGGCGAAAGACUUGUACGGUGCUUUUCCAGUGGAUAGUUGGUUUUACUUUUACUUUACCUGCUCUAGUGACAGGCAAUAUGCCAAAGAUGGCAUCGGAUAACUUAUGUUUUGUAACAUUGUUAAAACCCGAGUUUAUGGUAUAUCAGAGUGUGACAACAUUAUUGACGACCGAUGUUACUUUAGGUAUUCUUUAUCGAUCAUUAGUACGUCAUGUGCGCGAAGUUUCGUCAAAACUCAAUAAUAAUCAACAAACGUGGAUGCGCCGCGAUUUGACUAUGGUUCGUCGUAUUGUUCUACUCAAUUUUCAAUUAGCUAUCGUUGGAAUACCAAUACUCAUCGUUGUUAUUCUUACUCUCAUUCGUGUUGAUCUUAUACCUCACAAAAUUAUGCGUAUGCUGCUUCUCUUAUCGAAUUUACCUUUCUCACCUAUGUUAAUUGUCCUUCUAUUACUGACGCCGGACCUUCGAAAAAGUUUAAUUGAAUGUCGAAAUAAACUGAAACAUUGUCGAUCAACCGACAUUACUCCCGUUCACCCAAUAGUAUUCAUCAACCACGCUCAACGGUGA